CCUAGUGGGCUCCGCCAUGGCGGAUACGAUGGCGGCGGCUGAGCCGGGACCGCCUGAGCCGGGACCGGCGUCGGCCGAGCCCGAGCUGGAACCGCUCCGGCUGCGCCGCCUGCGCGGCGAUGGCUUCUUCGAGGUGCCGGCCGCCGACCGGCUGGGCCGUUGCCGCAGCGUGAAGGAGUUCGAGAAGCUGAACCGGAUCGGAGAGGGCACGUACGGCAUCGUGUACCGCGCCCGGGACACACUGACAGACGAGACGGUGGCGCUGAAGAAGGUGCGGAUGGACAACGAGAAAGACGGAAUGCCCAUCAGCAGCCUGCGAGAGAUCACCCUGCUCCUGCAGCUCCGGCACCCCAACAUCGUGGAGCUGAAGGAGGUGGUUGUAGGGAACCACCUGGAGAGUAUUUUCCUGGUGAUGGGUUACUGUGAGCAGGACCUGGCCAGCCUCCUGGAGAACAUGCAGACACCCUUCUCAGAGGCUCAGGUGAAGUGUAUCAUCCUGCAAGUGCUCAAGGGCCUGCAGUACCUCCAUGAGAACUACAUCAUUCACAGGGACCUGAAGGUCUCCAACCUGCUGAUGACUGACAAGGGCUGUGUAAAGAUAGCUGAUUUUGGCCUGGCUCGCACCUAUGGGAUGCCCCCCAAGCCCAUGACCCCCAAAGUGGUAACGCUGUGGUACCGCGCGCCGGAGCUGCUGCUGGGCAUGACCACCCAGACCACCAGCAUCGACAUGUGGGCUGUAGGCUGCAUCCUGGCUGAGCUGCUGGCACACAAACCACUGCUGCCAGGCACCUCUGAGAUCCACCAGAUUGACCUCAUCGUGCAGCUGCUGGGCACGCCCAAUGAGAACAUCUGGCCAGGUUUCUCCAAGCUGCCCCUGGCCAGCCAGUACACCCUGCGGAAGCAGCCCUACAACAACCUGAAGCACAGAUUCCCGUGGCUGUCGGAGGCUGGGCUGCGCCUUCUCAACUUCCUCUUCAUGUAUGAUCCUAAGAAGAGAGCCACGGCCAAGGACUGCCUGGAGAGCUCCUACUUCAAGGAGAAGCCCCUGCCCUGUGAGCCGGAGCUGAUGCCCACCUUCCCACACCACCGCAACAAGCGGGCAGCGGCCACGGGGCCAGAGAGCCAGGCCAAGCGUAGCAAGCCCUGAGCUGAUUUGUGGGGCAGGCACAGCGUGGGCCAGCUGGGACAUCUUCCCUCAGCCCAAUGGCCCUAGCACUGUGGGCUCCUUCCAUUACUGGCACACCUCCUGCAUCCAUUUCCCUGCGGGGGACUGGCAGGUUCCAGUCUGGGCUGGGGGAGCACAGCACCAGAGGAAGGAGAGCAGAGAGACAGGGCCUGGAGCCCUCCAUGAUUGGCAGGGUCAGUCCUAUCCCAUGGCAGGCUCAGCCAGUGCUGCCUGUGGUGGGAACCCCAACUUUGCUGUCAAUAAAAACGUGUCAGCAGC
Messenger RNA from Empidonax traillii (willow flycatcher), 1444 nucleotides. RefSeq names its product cyclin dependent kinase 10 (gene CDK10). The coding region runs from base 17 to 1147 and encodes 376 amino acids. Gene Ontology annotation, biological process: regulation of mitotic cell cycle; protein phosphorylation. Gene Ontology annotation, molecular function: cyclin-dependent protein serine/threonine kinase activity; ATP binding. The record is from RefSeq and is a predicted model, not a curated record. The transcript has 13 exons. NCBI's taxonomy places the organism in Eukaryota, Metazoa, Chordata, Aves, Passeriformes, Tyrannidae. Gene Ontology annotation, cellular component: nucleus.